This is a messenger RNA of Mercurialis annua (annual mercury), 1624 nucleotides long. RefSeq names its product RHOMBOID-like protein 1. Gene Ontology annotation, cellular component: membrane. Gene Ontology annotation, molecular function: serine-type endopeptidase activity. The record is from RefSeq and is a predicted model, not a curated record. The transcript is spliced from 6 exons. Gene Ontology annotation, biological process: proteolysis. The coding region runs from base 145 to 1404 and encodes 419 amino acids. Lineage: Eukaryota; Viridiplantae; Streptophyta; Magnoliopsida; Malpighiales; Euphorbiaceae.
GAAACCAUCAUUUCAUUUCGUUCCACAUCUUCAUAAUUAACCAAAACAAAAUUAUAAUUGUCCCUUCCCCAUCUCUCCUCUCUUCUCAUCUGUUUUCCAUUUUGAUUCAAUGUACCGUUAAAACCCAAUAUAUCUUCAUCAUUUAUGAAUCAAAAUUCCACGAUGAGAGUGAGAGGAGAGCCACCACCAACCACCACUAGCCUAGAGAUCAAUGUACAACAUCCCCGGCAAGAAGGAAGCGGAGGAGGGAGGGACAACGCUGUACACCCAUCACCGCCGUCAUCUAAAGGAUCAACGCCGUUACCGGUGGUUUCCUCUCGUGAUCAGCGUAAUGUGGUAUCAAGAACGGAGGAGUUUAGGCUGUUUAGACGGUGGAAGCCAUGGCUGGUACCGUUUUUUGUGGUGGCGAAUGUUUUAAUGUUUGUAAUUACUAUGUAUGUUAAUAAUUGUCCUAAGAACAAUUCAGGGCCGUAUUCUUCUUCUUGUAUUGUGAAGUUUUUGGGUAGAUUUUCUUUUCAGCCCAUGAAGGAAAAUCCUCUACUUGGCCCUUCUUCUUCAACAUUAGAGAAGAUGGGAGCGCUAGAUGUGGAUAAAGUGGUGGGCAGGCACCAGACUUGGCGCCUUGCCACUUGCAUAUGGUUGCAUGCCGGGGUGUUCCAUGUACUUGCUAACAUGCUGAGUCUUAUAUUUAUUGGAAUUCGGCUUGAGCAGGAAUUUGGUUUCAUCAGAAUUGGAUUGGUCUAUGUGAUAUCUGGUUUUGGUGGGAGUUUAUUAUCGGCCCUUUUUAUUCAGACACAAAUCUCCGUUGGUGCAUCUGGUGCUCUUUUUGGUCUACUAGGAGGGAUGCUUUCGGAGCUUAUUACAAACUGGACAAUAUAUGCAAAUAAGGUUGCAGCUUUGUCAACUCUCAUGUUGAUCAUUAUAAUAAAUUUAGCCGUUGGAAUCCUUCCACAUGUGGACAACUUUGCUCAUAUUGGAGGGUUUCUUUCGGGAUUUUUUCUUGGAUUUGUCUUCUUAAUACGACCUCAGUUUGGGUGGAUUAACCAAAAGGCUUGUCCUCCGGGGUACACUGCACCCCCUGCUAAAUCAAAACAUAAGACCUACCAGUAUGUACUAUGGGUUGUAUCUCUGAUAAUAUUGACUGCUGGAUUCACUUUUGGGUUGAUCACGCUACUUCGUGGUAUAAAUUUGAAUGAUCGUUGUUCUUGGUGUCAUUAUCUGAGCUGCGUCCCAACUUCAUUUUGGAGCUGCAACCCUAAAAGUUUUUCUUGUGAGAUGAUAGAAUUCGGAAAUCAACUCAACUUGACAUGCUCGACGAAUGGGAGAAGCCAUAUCUAUCCACUGUUGAAUACUUCAUCUUCCCCAUCCCAGAUUAAUCAGUUGUGUUCUCAACUCUGCAGUUGACCUUGGUGACUAUAUACGAGAUGGUAGAGGAUUAAGCGAACCAUAUUGUUUAACGAACCAGUGUAUAUGAUUCAUUGUUGUAUCUAUACACACCAUUUGUGUAUCUUCUAAAGUAGUAAUGAUCCAAAUUUAUGGAGAUUAAGUUUUCCAGGUUACUCUUAGGUCCUUCUGUUGGAUGAAUUCACCAUUUUUAUAAUCAAUAGCAUUAGUUAAACGUUAA